AUUUAUUUUCAACAUUUUCUUAGCUUUUUAUUUCCAUUAGGCAUCGUACACCUCCUUGCCGACGAAGGUACCGCUGUUCCCUUUCUUCAAUCUUCCUUCAGGCGUCGACGAGCUAAUCGCAGGAUCAAUUCCUCCUUUUACGGGUUUUGAACGAGUCGCUAAAAGCUUCUUCGCCUCCUUCGACGACGUUCCUUGCUCUCGAAUUGGAAGUCGCGACUGUUCGCCGUUCUUCCUGUUGGAUCGGAAGUAGCGACGGGAGCUUGCUUGCUGUGAAGGUUUGCUUGAUUCCAAUAAUUUUACGAUAUAUCCUGAAAUAAGCAUCGAUAUUGGUUGAUUUGUUCAAUUGUUCUGAAAUUCGUCGCGAUGAGUGAGGUUUUCGAGGGAUACGAGCGCCAGUAUUGCGAAAUCUCCGCUUCUCUUUCGCGGAAGUGUACGGGAGCGGCCGCCCUUGAUGGAGAACAGAAAAAGCAGAAGUUGUCUGAGAUCAAGUCCGGCUUAGAAGAUGCUGAAAACUUGAUUCGGAAAAUGGAUCUUGAGGCUAGAAGUUUGCAACCAAGUGUAAAGGCAGCAUUGCUUGCUAAGUUGCGUGAAUACAAAUCAGAUCUCAAUAAUUUAAAGAGUGAAGUUAAAAGAAUCACUUCUCCUAAUGCAAAGAAUGCUUCAAGAGAGGAAUUGUUGGAAUCUGGGAUGGCAGAUACGUUAUCUGUGUCUGCUGAUCAAAGGGGAAGAUUGUUAAUGUCAACUGAACGAUUGAAUAAUUCUAGUGAAAGGAUUAAGGAGAGUAGAAGAACCAUGUUGGAGACGGAAGAUCUUGGGGUUUCAAUCCUGCAAGAUCUGCAUCAACAACGUCAAUCUCUUCUGCAUGCGCAUACUGCAUUGCAUGGCGUGGAUGAUAACAUAGGAAAGAGCAAGAAGGUCCUCACGGCCAUGUCUAGAAGGAUGGACAAGAACAAGUGGAUCAUAGGGGGAAUAAUUUUGGCCCUUGUCCUGGCUAUUCUCCUCAUACUAUAUUUCAAGCUCGCCCAUUAACAGAUCCUGUUCAACUCUGCUCCACUUCUAUUGUAAGUGUACUCUUUUUCUUGCGUUCACGUGGACCCAAAUUAUACAUGUGUGCUCCGUAAGCUAUUCGGACCAGCUGCAUUUGUAUGUUUAAAUGUGCAUUUCUUCUUCUACAAGGUUUCCCGUUGAAAACAUCCAAGUCUCGUCUGUUCUAUGUUGUUUAUUUCAGUAUAAGCUAGAACUUCUUCUCCAA
Dendrobium catenatum is the source of this 1252-nucleotide messenger RNA. Its product is annotated as vesicle transport v-SNARE 11. Gene Ontology annotation, molecular function: SNAP receptor activity; SNARE binding. The coding region runs from base 364 to 1029 and encodes 221 amino acids. Gene Ontology annotation, biological process: vesicle-mediated transport; intracellular protein transport; vesicle fusion. Gene Ontology annotation, cellular component: endoplasmic reticulum membrane; Golgi apparatus; late endosome membrane. The transcript has 7 exons. The record is from RefSeq and is a predicted model, not a curated record. NCBI's taxonomy places the organism in Eukaryota, Viridiplantae, Streptophyta, Magnoliopsida, Asparagales, Orchidaceae.